Durusdinium trenchii is the source of this 1673-nucleotide messenger RNA. The record is from the annotation of a GenBank genome assembly. Lineage: Eukaryota; Dinophyceae; Suessiales; Symbiodiniaceae.
CGGCCACUCACAGUGGUCCCGCAGCAUAUGAAAAUAGACUGUGUUCAUGUGAAAUUGGACUACAGUAUGCGUUUGUAAGAUCACCCCAGGCUGUAAGAUCAUUUGCUUGAAAACACAUUUAAUCAACUCAAUGAGUCAAAAGAUGUCAAAACCAGGUGUGUGACCCGCGUCUUGCAUCGCUGUUGCAUUGACCCUCUAGUGGAUGCAUUCAGCCACUCUCCUUGCAGGUCUGGGCUCAGAUUCACACCAAAGCUUUACUUCUACUAGUUUCUUAGCGAACCGCUGGAGCGGACGGAGCGCCAUGCUUCGUCUCCUCAGAUUUUGCAUAUGUCUGCCGCUCCUCUCUGCGCAAGAGGUGGAUUUUGACCAGGCAGACGAGGCCUGCGAGAGCGAGACCUGCCAGGUCUCGCUCCGGCAGCUGCGCGCUGAGAAGCUCCAAGCGCUCGGCCUCAGCGCCGGAAACGCCGAGGCUUCCUCGGCCACGGCGCAGACCGAGGCCGACAGAGGCGAGCGGACCGAGGCCUUGGGCCGCUGGUACGUGGGCCUCGCGCACGGCGGACGAUGGACAGGUGGCACCUGCUGGUGGCAUAAUUGUGCAGCCAGCAGAGGUCCCACCACUUGCCAUCACUUCCGCUGCAUUUGUCAAGAUGGCUACGUUGCGGCGGGCGGGAAGUGCUACCCCUCCUCCGCUGAGCCCAAGACCCACAUGGGCCUGCGCCGUACGGGUGCCUCGUGUAGCGUGCGGGGUUACUGCGAGCCUUCCGAGGGGCCUGCCAUGUGCAUGGAGGGCUAUUGCUUUUGUUUGGAGGGCUCCGUUUUUGAGGGCGGCAAGUGCCAAGAGCCUACUGUUUGGGGCAUUGAAGAAGGUGGCAAAGGAAGCGAGGGCAGCGAGGGCGAGGUCACCGACGCCAAAGGCUCUGACUCCACGUCCACCGCGGUGGUCACGACCACGGAAGAGCCAGAGGAUAUGGAUGAGCCAGAGGUUGAUCCUGAUUGCGGCAUCCCCAAAGCGGGCUCCGACUGCUUCAAGAAGGUGAAGUGGGCCAUGAGUGAUGGGAUCUAUGCCAACCCAAGUUGGUAUCCCGGUGUGACGCCUCAAUCGCCCUUCACCAAGUUUCAGGACUCCCUCUACCGCAGCGGAGAGGGCGGUUGCCCCAGGCCUUGCAGCGGCGGGCUGCCGGAUGACCCGCUCCACUUUCCCAAAUCGGUGCUCACGCGCACGAAGCGCGGCAUCAAGCCACCGAAACACCCCUUUGAAUACAACGGCAUUGAGUGGCCCAAGAUGACCAUCCGCGGCACCAACACGCACGUCUUCGCUGUGGGCGACUGGGGCGGCCUGGCCGGAACCCUGCCACACAACAGUCAGAUCAUCCAAUACAAAGGCGGACAGACCAUGGGGCCCCACACCAUGGGCCGCUACCGAACUGACGCGAAGACGCACGACCUGACCUGCACCACACCGGAGAUGUCGGAUUGUUUUGGCACCAAUGGCACUGACUGUCCCAAACGCUGUGGCUGGCUCAAAGAUGUCGAUGUCCCUGCGCAACAUUUGGUGGCGGAUCAGAUGAUCAAGCGGGCCAAGGAGAACAACCCGGACUAUCUCCUCAAUGUGGGCGACAACUUCUACUGGGGUGGCAUUUUCGGAAAGUGUGGUGACACACCCAUGUCGAAGG